This is a messenger RNA of Carassius auratus (goldfish), 1531 nucleotides long. RefSeq lists its product as uncharacterized. The record is from RefSeq and is a predicted model, not a curated record. The transcript has 4 exons. Gene Ontology annotation, molecular function: RNA binding. NCBI's taxonomy places the organism in Eukaryota, Metazoa, Chordata, Actinopteri, Cypriniformes, Cyprinidae. The coding region runs from base 91 to 765 and encodes 224 amino acids. Gene Ontology annotation, biological process: regulation of mitochondrial transcription. Gene Ontology annotation, cellular component: mitochondrion.
UAGCAGCGACUGCUGGUUUGUUUUUAAUGUGCUCGUCGUUGGUAAACUCGAGAUUAGAGAGUCAAGAGGAGAUCACUCUGCUCACUUAGUAUGCAGAAUCUGCCAGUGCAGGCGCUGGCCCUGCGGCAGCUAGGCAGACUGAACUCCCUCCAGCUGCUCACACCAUCCCAUGCCUCUGGUCUCAGCAUGUGGUGCCCACGAACAUUACACGCUCGUCAGUUGUGGGGUUCAGCCACUCCUCAAACACACCGUACAGCUAUGUGGCCAAGAUCAUGGGACACUCGGCAGAGUUGGUUGCUUCAUCACUCCCGGCUCAAAAGCACGGGAAAAAAAGGGAAACAAAAAAUUAUGCAGCAGCAGGAGGAGGAGGAAGAUGCAGAGACUAGUGAUUAUGAGGAUGAGCUUCCAGAUGACCCAGGCCUGCCAAAAGACUAUAAAGACCAUGAGAAAACUGUCCAGUCUCUACGUUUCGAUUUGGUUUUGAAGACCGGAUUGGACAUUGCACGAAAUGGUGUGGAGGAUGCUUUCUAUAACCUCAAAUUGAGACUGAAUGGUCAGAAACUCACUAAGAAGAGCAAAAUGGUUAAAGUGGGGGAUACACUGGAUCUGAUCCUAAAUGAGGACAAGGAAGUGGACACAGUCUUGCUGAAGAGAGUGAUCUUAAAAAAGGUGGUUGGAGAGACAAAAGACACAGAAAAGCAGAGAGUUAUUCUAAGAAGCUGGAAACACCUCCAACUUCCCAGAAAGCAUGUGUACAAGCAGUAAAGACCAGUUCUGUGAUGUUUUUGGGAGGUGAAAGAUCAGAAAGUGGGACAAAACUGAUAUUUCCUGUUCCACUCUCCAACCAUUUGAUUCUAAAACUGCAGAUUGAGGAUUUAUUGAGUUGUUUCCAAUGCCCAACAAAAACUGAAGGUCCUUGUUACAUUUAUUCACUUACCAGUAGUUCUCAUAACUGUUUCAUAUUACUUGAAGAUUACUAUUAUUAACUUUACAGGUACAAGUGAAACACAAACACAUCUUAUUGUUUAGAGGCGGUUUUGGUUAUAUGCAAUUGCUUAUAUUUAUGUUACCUAGAUUCACAAAAUAACUUUCUCUGAUUGUGAAUCAAAAAUAAUUUAGGAUAUCAGUGUUUUUCUGAUCCCUUGUUUAUGAUACCUUAUUUUUUAUUUUAUUUUUACAAUUUUCUUCAUGACAUUGGUAGAUUUUCAAUGAACAGUUUUCAGGAAGGGUACAGAGUGCCUUUGCACACAGCUGCACUAAGAGAACCAGACAAAAAAAAAGGAAUUUUAAAAGGUUUUAUACAGCAUCUAUGCAAAAGAUUAAUGAGUCAGACCCACACAAAUACAGUUUUUAAACUGUAUUUCAUUCUUUUUUUCUUCAUUAUAAUGGUCAAGGGUGGAAUAUACCAAGACCACAAAUUUAAUCUUGAUAAACACUUCCCUUGGGUUUUUUUUUUCCCUCUGACGACAAAAGGCUCCUAAUGACCCUCACUUGUGUAUCUGAAGUAAAAUAAAAAGGAACAUGAAACCCA